CUCAAAGACACCGAUUCCUUGAUAUCUUGAACGAAACUUGUUUGUCGUUUACUUACCAAAGUUUGUGCAACAUCAAGUUAAGGUAGGGAUUAUAUCUUCUAACUGAUCAGUGGAAAAUAACUUUAGAGCUGUUGACUUACCGAGAUGCAGGCACGUAACGGAGAUGACGCCAAAUAUUUCUUCAUAGUAAGCCAAUACAGCCGCGGUAGACUGGUUAUCAAUAUUCGUGAAGGUAUCAAAAGAGGAAUUCUUGAGAUCGUGAAACCAGAACGCGGAAGACCAAGUCAGCUGUGGAGAUGGGAUGACAGUUGCAGGCUGGUCAGCAAAGUGGGCCUUGUAGCGGAUAUCAAAGAUGCGAGUAAGGAUGAAGAAGUCAUCUGUCAUGCCUGGAAAGCUCACGACGGCCUCAGCCAAAAGUGGCGAGUCGAAAAAGGAGCCAUUAGGAGUAACUUGAGUCAUCUCGUUAUCGAUAGCUCACCUCCCAGAGCUCAUGUUUUAAUGAAAAACUUCGAUGAAUGCAGUGAACACCAAAAAUGGCAUUUUGUUCCGGAGGAGGCAUGGAACGAUUUCCAACUUUCACUGACAGAGCCAAACCCCCUUAAAAAGGCGCUCUUCUGGAAAAAUAUUGCUGACAAUUAUCUUGACGUCGUCAUAGGCUACAGUAUUGAAGAGUUCGAAGCCAGAGUCCAUAAAGCUUUUGAAGUCAUAGAUGAAUGUUCCGGUUGCCUAGACGAGGUAGCAAAGGGUACUGCAAUCGCAGGAACAGUUGGUGGAAGUGUGACUGUCGUUGGAAGUGGGGCUGCGAUAGCUGGUAUUUUGUUAACUUCAGUUACAGCUGGUGUUAGUUUGGCGCUUACUGUGGGAGGAUCUAUCAGCGCGCUUACAGGAAAAGCUACAUCAUUAACAGCAAAGCUGGUACAGGGACAUCUGGACAAGGACAAGAGAAUGAAAGUCAAUGAGGCCACAGCAUCUCUAUUCUGCACCACCUAUAACUUCCACUCACUGUUGGGUGAGUACGGUAAAUAUCUACAAGAAGCCGAUGAAUAUUUAGAUAGGUUGAAGCAUGAAACGAACACAGAAUCCUUUGAGGCAAAAGUUGUGUCCGUAGAAGAGUACACAUUUUUUUGAGGCGGCUAAGGAAACCCGCAAGGUUGCUAAAAAUAUCUAUGGUCAUGCCAAGCAAAUAAAGAGGCUGGUCGCAUUUAUAAAAGCCCAUUCUUUUGCACGCGAUGGAGCGGAUGUCGGAAUUUCCACAAUUGCUGCAGCACCCGACGUUACCAUCCCAAUCGUGGGAAAAACUCUUCUGAGCGCUGGAUCAACUGGUGCAAAGGCCUUUUCCGGAUCGUUGGCUGGUUUUGGAGUGCUGACCGGCAUCUUGGAUAUAUAUUCAAACGCAACGAAAAUCACAAAUUGCAGCGAAUUAGCUCAGAAAUUUCGUCAAUCUUCUGAAUGUUUGAGGACCGAAGCCCAUAAACUAAUUCACCUUUACAGAACACUCCACGAAAAUGAAAAGUGCAUGGAGAAAUGUGAGUGAAAGUAGGCGUCGAGUUAUGUAAUCGAUAUUACUUCUUGUUUUGUUUUGUUUUGUUUUUUCAACAAAAAUUCAUAUAAAUUUACUACCAACAUUGACUUUCGGAGGCAAAUAUGGAUUAAAUUCUACUGGAAAGAUUAUUCUUAGUUUUAUUUGAAUAGCUCCGGAUUAAGUGACCGUCCAAUAUAUGGUGACCGCUGAAGUGAAAAUAACAUUAAUCAAGGGUAAAAAAUUCGGGACUUUGGAAACCGAAAAGCCUUGGAGAUUAUCAUUUACGCUUAGUUGCGUUUUAGUAUGCGGCUUAUGAGAAUUGCUAAAACGAUAAAAAGUCCAUGCUGGUUGACAUUUGACACAAGACGCAGCAUCAGCAAAGUAUUAUAACAAAAUAAAUGGGCGGAAUUCAAAGCAAAACGCAUUUAUAACUGAAAUCAUACAAGGAUAUUAAUAUCAGCGAGCGGCUCGUGAAAGUUACCGCAGACACAUGACUGUAAUGCGUGCGAAUUGUAUCGAACUCGGAACGCAGAAGUCUCUAGCACAAGUCACAUGUUUGGACCCGCCAAGAUUUUUUUUUUUUCAGGACUGAUGUUGUUUUGUGUUAAGGGUUAAGGUGUACAUAGGGUAUUAUUACACGACUCGGGCAGUCAGAGGGCCAAUAACUAAAAUCAACCAAUCAAAAUGUUCUAUUG
Stylophora pistillata is the source of this 2217-nucleotide messenger RNA. RefSeq lists its product as uncharacterized. The record is from RefSeq and is a predicted model, not a curated record. Lineage: Eukaryota; Metazoa; Cnidaria; Anthozoa; Scleractinia; Pocilloporidae.